Molecule: messenger RNA, 1695 nt
Organism: Fragaria vesca subsp. vesca
Lineage: Eukaryota; Viridiplantae; Streptophyta; Magnoliopsida; Rosales; Rosaceae
Product: (-)-germacrene D synthase-like
Exons: 8
Coding region: 1-1695 (564 amino acids)
Biological process (GO): diterpenoid biosynthetic process
Molecular function (GO): terpene synthase activity; magnesium ion binding
Source: RefSeq, a predicted model, not a curated record
AUGGCUCUUCAUCAAGUAGCUUCAACUGGUUCUAGAAACAAAAUGGCUCUUCAUCAAGUUUUAGCAUCUCCAGCUCAAACCCCGCAUGCUGCUUUCGAUGUUAAACCACGUCGUGCUAUUUAUGCUCCUUGCUUAUUGGGCGAUCAUUUUCUCUCAUAUUCUACUAUGGAUGUCGACGUCAAACUCAACCAACGUGUCCAAGGACUGAAAGAAGAAGUGAAGAGAAUGUUAAUGGCUGCAGUUAACCAGCCUGCUUCGCACAUGUUAGACAUGGUUGAUAACAUUCAGCGUUUAGGCUUGUCGUACCAUUUUGAAAAUGAGAUUGAUACAAUCUUGAAACACAUUCAUGAUCAUUCUUAUGGACGUAAAGAUCUUGAAAAUAAUGGUGGCCUUUACACUACUGCUCUCCGUUUUCGAUUGCUUCGACAGCAAGGCUAUAAUGUUUCAAGCGAUGUGUUCAACAAGUUCAGGCAAAGUAACAGGACAUUUAAGGAACAUCUUAUGAGCCAUGUAGUAGGACUGUUGAGCUUGUAUGAAGCCACUCACCUUAGGGUUCACGGAGAAGACAUACUUGAAGAGGCACUAACCUUCACCACGAGCCAUCUCGAAUCUGCAGCACCCCGGUUGAGCUCCCCUUUGUCGAAACAAGUAACUCAUGCCUUGUAUCAACCACUUUGGAAGGGAGUUUCAAGGCUAGAAGCCAGGCAUUACUUGUCUGUCUAUGAGGAAGAUGAUUCACACAACCAAACUCUGUUAACUCUUGCAAAGUUGGAUUUCAACUUAGCACAUAAAGUCUAUCAGAAAGAACCAAGUGAUACGACAAGGUGGUGGAAGGACUUGGACUUUGUAAACAAGCUACCUUUUGCAAGAGACAGGUUAGUUGAGGCCUACUUCUGGAGUUUGGCGACAUGCAUUAAUGAACCUGAAUAUUACUUUGCUAGAAUUGUGGUGUGCAAGUAUGUUGCUUUAACGACAGUCCUUGACGACGUUUACGAUAACUUCAGCACAUACGAAGAACUAGAGCGCUUUACAGAAGCUAUUGAAAGGUGGGACAUUUCUGCUGUUGAUCAACUGCAAUUGCCCCGGUGUAUAGAGGUUUGCUAUAAGGGAUUGUUGGAUACCUACUCAGGAUUUGAAGAAAAGCUUGCAGAUGAAGGAAACUUAUAUCUCAUUGAGUAUGCAAAAGAGGCAAUCAAAACUCUACUUAGGGGUUACUUCCAAGAAGCCAAAUGGUUGAAGGAAAAAUACACACCAACAAUGGAUGAAUUUAUGCCCAAUGGACUUGUUACGUCCUUCUUUACUAUGGCAAUCACAGCCUUUGUUGGAAUGCGAGGUCUUGUUACAAAAGACUCCAUGGAUUGGAUGUUAAAUGACCCUAAGAUUCUUAAGAGCAAGUCCACCGUUGGCAGACUCCUCAACGACUUGGCUGGCCACAAGUUUGAGCAAAACAACGAGCAGGGUGCCUCAACAGUAGAAUGCUACAUGAAGCAAUAUGGCGUCGGAGAAGAAGAAGCGAAAAUCGCGCUAACUAAGCAAAAGGAUGCUGCAUGGAAAGACCUAAACCAAGAGUUGCUCGAUCUCCAAUCCAACAAUAGUAUCCCCAAGCCCCUGCAGAUUCAUUUGAAUCUUGCACGUUCUACUGAAGUUCUUUACAGUAAUAAUAACGAAAGGUAUACCAACUCAAGGGUUUCAUAG